Molecule: messenger RNA, 3225 nt
Organism: Recurvomyces mirabilis
Lineage: Eukaryota; Fungi; Ascomycota; Dothideomycetes; Mycosphaerellales; Teratosphaeriaceae
Gene: CRM1
Product: Karyopherin transporter
Exons: 2
Coding region: 1-3225 (1074 amino acids)
Biological process (GO): ribosomal large subunit export from nucleus; protein export from nucleus; ribosomal small subunit export from nucleus
Cellular component (GO): cytoplasm; nucleus
Molecular function (GO): nuclear export signal receptor activity; small GTPase binding
Source: RefSeq, a predicted model, not a curated record
AUGUCCAUGACCAUAGAAGAGCUGGACACCACGGUCCGUGGAUUCUACGAGGGUCGUGGUGAGCAGCAGAAACAGGCGCAGGCGUCACUCAACCAGUUCAAAGAAAACCCAGAUGCGUGGCUCAUGGUCGACAAGAUUCUCUCGGACGCGCAAUACCCACAAACAAAGUACCUCGGCCUACAAGUACUGGAUAAUGUGAUCAUGACACGGUGGAAGGUGCUGCCCCGCGAUCAGUGCCAAGGCAUCCGCAACUUCGUGGUCAACUUCAUCAUCCAGCAGAGCAGCACGGAGGAGAGUUUGCGCAAAGAGAGGGCGCUCCUGAACAAGCUCAACCUGGUGCUCGUCAGUAUCUUGAAGCAGGAGUGGCCGCACAACUGGCCAACAUUCAUCAACGAGAUCAUCUCUAGCUGCCGCAGCAGUCUGCCGAUUUGCGAGAAUAACAUGGCUAUCUUGCGAUUGCUGUCGGAGGAGGUGUUUGACUUCUCCGCGGACCAAAUGACGUCCACGAAGACGAGGCAGCUCAAACAGAGUAUGUGCGACGAGUUUACAGGUAUCUACAACUUGUGCUCGGAAAUUCUGCGGACCGCGGACCAGGCCAGUCUUAUCAAGGCUACGCUGGAGACGCUGCUUCGCUUCCUGAACUGGAUCCCGCUUGGCUACAUCUUCGAGACACCGCCUGGUGGCACAUCGCUCAUCGAGACGUUGCGCAGCCGGUUCUUGGAGACCCCUGAGUUUCGUAACAUCACCCUGAAAUGCUUGACAGAGAUCGGUGGGCUGCAGACUGAGCACAACUUCGACGACAAGCUCGUUGGUAUGUUCACCGAGACUCUCACAACCAUUUCGAAGAUCAUCCCUCUUUCACUCGAUCUGAAGCAGACUUACGCAUCGUCCAAUGGUCGAGAUCAGGAGUUCGUACAGAAUCUGGCGCUCUUCCUGUGCAACUUCUUCAGCAACCAUCUUGGCAUUAUUGAGAACCUCCCAAAUCGCGACUUCUUACUUCACGGCCACUUCUACCUCAUUCGGAUAAGUCAGAUUGACGAUCGCGAGAUCUUCAAGGUCUGCCUGGAGUACUGGACGAAGCUUGUGUGCGAGCUUUACGACGAGAUGCAGCAGCUUCCCAUCACUGACAUGAAUCCUCUGGUCAAUCUUGGCGUCACUGGUAUGCAAAAUGGUGGUGCACAAAACCCAUCUAUGAUGCAGAACUACCCACUGCGGAAGCACAAGUACUCGGAUGUUCUCUCAAACCUGCGACAGGUCAUGAUCGAGAAGAUGCCGAGACCCGAGGAGGUGCUGAUUGUUGAGAACGACGAGGGUGAGAUCGUGCGAGAGUUCGUCAAGGAGUCCGACACUAUUCAGCUCUACAAAACCACGAGAGAGUGCUUGGUCUUCCUUACGCAUCUGGAUGUCAUGGACACGGAGCAGAUAAUGUCUGAGAAGCUUGCGCGACAAGUUGAUGGCACAGAAUGGAGCUGGUCGAAUUGCAAUACGCUAUGUUGGGCCAUUGGCUCCAUCUCCGGUGCCAUGAAUGAGGAGACCGAGAAGCGUUUCCUGGUCACAGUCAUCAAGGACUUGCUCGGCCUUACAGAGAUGAAGCGCGGCAAAGACAACAAAGCUGUGGUGGCGUCGAACAUCAUGUACAUCGUGGGCCAGUACCCUCGAUUUUUGAAGGCGCACUGGAAGUUCUUGAAGACAGUCGUGAACAAGCUCUUUGAGUUCAUGCAUGAGACCCACGAGGGUGUGCAGGAUAUGGCUUGCGAUACCUUCAUCAAGAUCGCGAACAAGUGUAAGAGGCAUUUUGUCAUCCAGCAACCUGGUGAGAACGAGGCUUUCAUCGACGAGAUCGUGCGAACAAUGCGUAGGAUUACCUGCGAUCUCUCGCCACAGCAGAUUCACACCUUCUAUGAGGCUUGCGGGUACAUGAUCAGCGCCCAAGGACAUAAGAACACUCAGGAGAGGUUGAUUGGUGAGCUGAUGAGUUUGCCAAACCAGGCAUGGGACCAGAUCAUCCAGUCUUGCCACCAGGAUCCGACGAUCCUGCACAAUUCCGAGACUAUCAAGGUCAUUGGCAACAUCAUGAAGACGAAUGUUGCAGCGUGUAGCAGUAUAGGCAGCUACUUCUACCCACAGAUUGGCCGUAUAUAUAUGGACAUGCUGACCAUGUAUCGUGCCUCCUCGACUUUGAUCGACGAGGGUGUGCAGAAGGAUGGCUCCAUCGCGACGAAGAUGCCGAAGGUCCGUGGUCUGAGGACGAUCAAGAAGGAGAUUUUGAAGCUCAUCACUACGUACGUGGAGAAGGCGGACGAUCUCGAGAUGAUCCACUCGACGCUUGUGCCGCCAUUACUGGAGGCUGUGCUGCUCGACUACAAGCGCAAUGUACCAGAUGCGAGAGAGCCGGAGGUGCUGAAUGUCAUCACUGUUUUGGUCAACAAAUUACAGGGCAUGAUGACCGAGCAAGUCCCCGCCAUCCUCGACGCCAUCUUCGAAUGCACACUCGACAUGAUCAACAAAGACUUCUCCGAAUACCCCGAACAUCGUGUCGCCUUCUUUCAGUGCCUACGCGCCAUCAAUCAGCGGUGCUUCCCUGCCCUUCUCAAGCUCGACGAGACACACUUCAAGCUCGUGAUCGAUAGCUGCAUGUGGGCCUCGAAACACGACAACCGUAUGGUCGAGGGCGAAGGUCUGAACAUGUGCAUCGAGCUCAUCACGAACAUGGCCGAGACAGACCAAGGCACUUGCGAUGGCUUCUUCCGUUCCUUCUACACCACUAUUCUACAGGAUGUCUUCUUCGUGCUCACAGACUCGGAUCACAAAGCCGGCUUCAAGUACCAAUCUAUGCUUCUCGCCCGCAUGUUCUGGCUGGUAGGCGCGAACAAGAUCUCUGGCCCAAUUUAUUCUGGCGACCAAGCCACGGCAGGAACAAACAACAAGGACUUCCUCCAGAACUUCGUCGCUAGCCUCCUCUCCAACGCCUUCCCCAAUCUACAGGCAGCACAGAUCACGAACUUCAUCCGCUCGCUCUUCGACAAUACGGAGGACAUCAACAAGUUUAAGCUCAUUCUCCGGGAUUUCUUGAUCCAGCUCAAGGAGUUCGCGGGCGAUAAUGCGGAGCUCUUUACUGAAGAUCGCGAGCAGGCGGCUAAGGAGUUGAAGGAUCGAGAGCGUGAGAGGGGGAUGAAAAUUGGUGGGUUGUUGAAGCCGAGUGAGCUUGACGAUGAUGAGCUAUGA